AUGGUGAGAGCGGUUGAGCAAGAACCAGAAAGCUACAGAUCGAGAUUGUUCGAUUUUGAGAAGACGAAGGAGAAGAACUCAUCGCCAAGUCACGUCAAGAUAAGGAACUCAGAUUCCGCGUUGAGAAGUGAAGAUCCAGACAUCGAUGAUGAAACUGUUUUCAAGAAAAACGCAGCCUCGAGCGUCCGGACAAUGUUACGGCUUCGACCGCCUCUAGCAAAGGACGAGCCGCCUCAGCCGUGUGAAGCAACCGAUGAAGAAUUACAGGAAAAAACAGGCAAGGGAGAUAACAUUUUGUAUUCAUGUUCAAAUCUUUCUCUUAGAUUAGUGAGCCAUCUUGAGGGUUAUUGUGUUGCAAGGUAA
Messenger RNA from Thlaspi arvense, 363 nucleotides. Lineage: Eukaryota; Viridiplantae; Streptophyta; Magnoliopsida; Brassicales; Brassicaceae. The record is from the annotation of a GenBank genome assembly.